CUCGGAGCUUCGCUAAGCUUGCAGCUAAAUCCUACCAUAGUGCCAUUAGUGGUAAGCAAUUAAGCAGCGUCGCGGCCUCUUGGGUGAGAGAGAGGAGGGACUGGGAUGGAGGCGGGGCUGGCGGCGGGGUACUGGGGCGUGGGCAGGCUGCGGUGCGGGGCGUGCGGGGGCUCGCCGGCGGCGGUGCACUGCCGGACGUGCCCCGGCGGCGCGUACCUGUGCGCGGGGUGCGACGCGGGGCACGCACGGGCGGGCCACGAGAGGGUCUGGGUCUGCGAGGUGUGCGAGCGCGCGCCGGCCGCGGUCACGUGCCGGGCCGACGCCGCGGCGCUCUGCGCCGCGUGCGACGCCGACAUCCACGACGCCAACCCGCUGGCGCGCCGCCACGAGCGCGUGCCCGUGCAGCCCAUCGGGGCGGCCGCGCCCGCCGCGGACCCGCUGCUGUUCGGCUUCGGCGCCGCCGCAGCGGAAGAGAAGGAUGACGCCGCGGCGGCCGCCGGGAUGCUUGCCGGUGGCGCGAUCGGCGGCGGCGCUAAUAGUAAGGUCGACGGGAAGCUGGACUUCCUGUUCGCGGACGUCAUGGACCCGUUCCUCGGCCAGGACUUCGCGAGGUUCCCGCUCGCCGACAGCGUCGUGCCUAACCAUGGAUCAUGCGGCGGCGCGCUGGACAUUGACUUCGGCGGCGCCGCCGCCGCAGCAGUCGCCGCCAAGCCGUCCUACAGCUCCUACACGGCGGCGUCGCUCGGCAACAGCGGCUCGUCGUCGGAGGUCGGCCUGGUCCCGGACGCGAUCUGCGGCCGCGGCGGGAGCGUGACCGGCGGCGUGAUCAAGCUCGACUUCGCGCAGUCCAAGGCGGCCUACCUGCCGUACGCCGCAACUCCUACCCACAGUGUGUCGUCUUUGGACGCGGGGGCGACGCCGGAUCGCAGCGACGGCGGCGUCAUGGCCGGCAGGGUCGCCGCGACGGCGCCGGCGGCCGUGGAGAGCCGGGAGGCGCGGCUGAUGCGGUACCGCGAGAAGCGCAAGAACCGGCGGUUCGAGAAGACGAUCCGCUACGCGUCCCGCAAGGCCUACGCCGAGUCGCGGCCGCGCUUCAAGGGGCGCUUCGCCAAGCGCGCCGACGACAACGACGCCGACGCCGACGCCGACGCCGAGGCGGCCGGCUUCCCGACCGCGGCCGCCGCCGCGCCGCCGCCGAAGCAGCCGCAGGCGCCGCAGCCAGCCGCUUACCACCCCUACGUGCUCGACUUCGCCGCCGGCUACGGCGUCGUGCCCACCUUCUGAUCGACGCGCCGCUGGCGUCGUGUGUGAUUGCUGCGCCGCGUGCCACGUUUUUGAGCCGGCCGAUCGAUCGAUCCGCGCCGGCGUAACGCACGCAUCGGUGUUCGACGCGCGUGCCGUCGUGCUGCAUGCGCGCGUGUUUGCUAGAACGGUGAAGCUCUAGUUGGCGAUCACCGGUUUUGGGCUGGCCUCGAUCGGUUAAAUUAGCAGGCUAGGGCGUACUUCCUAGUUCCUACUACGUGUUUGCUGGAAACGGCAAGUUUCCACUUUCCAGUUCUGUAAUUUUGGAUCAGGGAGAUGCUUAGCAUCUGACGAAGCUCUUUGAAUGAUUCGCUAUGCUAGUAUUUGUUUGGAACGCCA
Molecule: messenger RNA, 1641 nt
Organism: Panicum virgatum (switchgrass)
Lineage: Eukaryota; Viridiplantae; Streptophyta; Magnoliopsida; Poales; Poaceae
Product: zinc finger protein CONSTANS-LIKE 5-like
Exons: 3
Coding region: 106-1284 (392 amino acids)
Biological process (GO): regulation of flower development; regulation of photoperiodism, flowering
Cellular component (GO): nucleus
Molecular function (GO): zinc ion binding; protein binding
Source: RefSeq, a predicted model, not a curated record